AAUCAAAAUGCGGUGGGCGGGACGUAAAUCGAAGCAGCGGAAGAUUCAAACCUAAGAUGGCGGCGGUUGUAAACGAUCCCCAAAACAAUCACAAACUGAACAGAAGGUAGAAAUACUUUGUUUCUUUGCUCUGAAACAAUAGUUUUCGAACUUUUCUGUGGUACGAAUCUUUGCAUUUGCUGUCGUACUUUCUCCCUCUUAUGUUGGCUGACAGAAUUUUGCGUGUUUGUUAUGCUAAAGUUAGCUAACGUAUACCCGCUAUAACUGUGAAUAUUGUUUUACUUUAACCUGUUGUGCUGAUCAGCUCAAGAAUUGACUGUUUAUUUUCCUCCUUAUGUUGAACCCAAACUAAUUCUCGGUGUUUCUCUCACACAGCCAGACUAAAUGCAGCGUGUUUAACAGCCGGGGAAAGCCGGAGUCCAGCCAGCCUGUCAUCUUUAACCCAGACUUCUUUGUGGAGCGUUUAAGACACGAGAACCCGCAGACUUUCACGGAGUUGAUCCUGAGCAACAUAACUCGACUCAUAGACCUUCCAGGGGAUGAAUUUGCCCAGCUGACUGGGGAGUCCGAGCCCAGGGUGCCCUCCGCUUCAGGCUUUCUGCGGUCCCUGAACUUCCUGAAACGCAAAGGUGAGAUGAGAUAAAGCUUAAUUCAUCCCACGGUGGGGAAAUGUGCCGUGUUACAGCAGCAAAGGACCAGUACAGCAAACCGGGGUGUCUAACUCAGUGUUACGGUGUGUUUGACCCUAACUUGAUUUUUUGCUGGAAUAUCCCUUGAAGUUGGACCCAUAAAAAAAUGUUAUACACAGAAAAACGUAAGCAACAACAACAAAACCAAAAACAGUUCCACAGUGUGCAGAAAAAGAGAAUUGGACAUGUUAUUGUUGCACAUUAUCUGAGUUGUUAUACCUGAGAAAAAUAGAGGUAUUUGCAAUUGUAAUAAAUAAAUAAAUAUCUUGUCUGUCAGUAUUGCACAUAGAGGUAGCAUUGAGUUAUUGUCCAUUAGUUGUGCUAAAAAAUUGGACUACUGGGAGCAGGCCUGGUUAAUUUAGUCUGACUGCAGCAGGAAGGAAAGACUUGCUUUAUCUCUCUGUCACACACUGCGGGUGAAGAAGCCUGUCACUGAAGGAGCUGCAGUGCUGUUCCAGUGCUCUGCAGGGGGUGGGAAACAUUGUCCAUGAGAGAUGACAGCUUAACCAUCAAGAUAGACCUUCAGAGCCAGUAUGAGGUUUAUAACUGUGUUAAGAGUCCAAACAAUCCGAUGAAACAGGUGUCUUUGGGACAAGCCAGCUCACUUUAUAAAUAAAAGAGGUCUCUUAGCAAAUACAGGAACUCAAAGCACUCUACAGACUGAAAACAGAACUCUGAGCAUUUAGAGAAAUAUGACAAUGAGCAAAAAAGACUUUAAAAUGCUAAAUACAUAGACAGACUUAAUCUAUGACAGAAAAAAACAGUAUUGACUAUACAGCAGGAUGCCCAUACAGCCUGUAAAUCUACUUGUUCUAACCUUGAUAGCCUUUCAAAAACGUCCUUUCAAAAUGCCGUCCCCAAAGAAGACCAACAAGUCCAGAUUUUGUAAAAAAUCCGAACGAGGGCAAAUAGAUGUGCGGACUUACAGAUGGCUUUCACAUUGUCUAAUCAUCUUUAAAUUGAUAAAUUAGUGCAGCUUUGAUUCAGAGACUCCAAAAAGCCUGCUAACACACAGGGUUGUGUUAUGUAUUAUGCCUAACUUCCCCAUUCGAUGUCUUUCAGAAAAAGGAGUGGUUUUUGGUUCACCUUUGACUGAAGAAGGAAUAGCCCAGGUCUAUCAGCUCAUUGAAUACCUGAGUAAAAGUGAGUAUCAAAGACAAACACAUGCACAGCACCUGCCACAUUAAGGUCACCACCACCCAGAGCUCUCUGUGAUAUCAUGACCGCAUUUAUUUUGCAUGUGUGACCUCAAAUGACAAAAAUAUCUCUUACUACGACAGAAAGUGUGCCAGGCUGCCAUCAUUAGUCGUAUUUCGAUUCUAUAGUCUCUCAAGUUGUAUGUGUCAAAUUGCUUGAACAGUCUCUAUUUAAAUAACUUGGGGAUUAGUCUGUUAAGAGCAUUUGAGUCUCAUCUUAAAGCCUGCCUCUUUGUUCUUAAAAUUGAAAAGCAGGGAAUUCGCAUGAGGUCAUUGUUUAUUUUAAGAAAUUGAUGAUGUCAUGUGCUGCAAGUGGACGCUGGGAGCAAAAGCUUUAGGUCAAUAAUUCAUCUAAAAGCACUUUGCUCCUGCCGCCUAUCUCCUUCCAUUUCAUUCACUCCAUCCCUCUUCUCAGUGUGUCUGUGACUCCUUAUGCCUUCCCGCCUGCACACCACUCUUCUUUUUACCCCCUUCUUCGUUGUCUCUCUCCAUCUUUCUCUCCCAUGCCUUAGACCUUCAUGUGGAGGGAUUGUUCCGUGUGCCAGGCCACAGCCUAAGGCAGGCCGCCUUGAGGGAGAUGCUAAAUGCCGGCACAGAGAUAGAUCUAGACGCAGGUGACUUCCACCCCAAUGAUGCGGCAACGUUGCUCAAAGCCUACCUGGGGGAGCUGCCAGAGCCUCUGCUUACGCAUAGACACUAUUGUGCUCACCUGAAGAUAAGAGGUGUUGGCUCAAACACUGACCCUUUUCCAUGCUUCAAAAAUGUUAACAUGAAUGUACAACGACCCCCUUGGUGUUUUGAUUUGACCCCUCUUAUCUUUUAAUUUUCUUAUCUGCUGUGUCCAGAGCUGACUCGUUUUGAUGAAAAGGGGGAUAAGACAAAUGUGCCGGACAAAGAACGUCAGAUUGAAGCGUAUCAGCUGCUUUUCAUGUUGCUCCCACCGGCCAACCGCAGCCUUUUGAAGCUGCUGCUGGAUCUGCUGUACCAAACGGCUCGCAAUCAACACGUCAACAAGAUGUCUGCUAUUAAUCUAGCCACAAUGUUUGCCCCUCACAUCAUCUGGCCCAAAAAUGUAAGAGCCGUGGAAUUAUUUUAUAUUCUACCUUUUUUAUGUAGAAAAGUAUUUAACUUUUGUCAUCAGUGUAUUGAAAGCAUGGCUGAGUAUUAGUUAGAAUAUUGCAGCAGACAUCAUGAUACUUGAGUCGCAGUUGAUUUUAUUCCAAAAACUCAAGCAAGGGAAUGUAAAAAAAAAAGUUUUAUGCUUUAGAAAACCUAAUCCAAGGAAAACUUUCAAACUGUAAAAUAAGCAUGUCCAUUUGUAUAAAUUUUAAGAAAAAAAAAGGAGAACUUUACCCAUACAAACAAUAAAGUAGAGGGAUCAGUGUUUUUCUUUAUCAGUCUCUAAAAUUCAGCAUCAGAAAACUGCUCUUUGUGUGGUAACAGCAAAAGAAUCACAGUUGUUUUCAAAUUCAUCUUUAAAUUUGAGUUUCCGACACCCUUGGUUUGCGUUCUUUUGUUAAGCUUCAACCUUUUCUUUUUUGUGGGCGGCAGGUGAUGGCAAGUGAUCUGCAGGGAAACAUCGAGAAACUGAAUAACAGCGUCGCAUUUCUCAUCAGGCACUCACAGAAACUGUUUAAGGUAAGUAGCUGGACUGCAUGUUUGUUUUGAGGGUUUUGACUGAAGUUGAAGGAAAUCCUCGACUUUCAGAUCUGGUUUCAGAGAUCAUUGUUCCUCUGGGUCUUUACGUUUGUGUUGUUGCAUUCUCAAGAGAUGCAAGAAAAUAACAGCAGCACCUUUUAACUUUUCUGUCAGCAUUUUCUUCUCACUCUCACAGCGCUGUCGCUCUGCUUGAGCCUAUACUGUGCUGUUUGUGGAUCCUUGCUGUCUGAAUUAAUCAAUUUGAUCGAUAUCUCUUUUAAAAAGCUUGUUUUAUAUUCAGAAAUCCCUUGCUGCUCCUCUUUGUUUCUAGUGGCAUCUUGCUGUGUUUUCUUGCUGUGGACUGUGUAGCCAUGGAACAUCAAAUCCAAUUGAGAGUAAUAUUGAAAAUAUCCUCUGUGUUUUUGCGACAUUGGCAACAGCAGAAGUUGAAUUCACAAGCAGUGCUAGUGUUGCCAGAUACAGCCGAUAGUCUCCAGCCCAAAAGUUGUCCAAAAACUGCCGGAAUGCACAAAAACCCUCUGAUUUCAGGUGCAUAAUAAUCAUAACCUCUGAGAUAGGAUGUUACCCAACAUACAAACAUCAUCAACAGCCUGAACAUUCGUCUUACAGAGCUGAAAAAAAAACGGCUAACAAUGAUCUCUUUCAUGUCAUUGCAGUCCCAUUAUAUUGCACUUAUAUCUACAGAUGUGCCUCUCAGCACAAACACACAAAGACCACAUUUAUUGUGCUCAAGUGCCCACGCACAUUUUUCUGUACCUUCGAGACAACACUCAGGAAAGACAAGUUUAUGACACUUUAUCUAAUGUAGAACAUGCUGUGGGUUCCACCUUGACCAUGCUGGUGAACACCUGAAAGUAACUUUGUCCAACUUUGUAUGGUCUGGCACAAUACCCUAGUGCUAGUGAACAGCACAGCUAGAGCUAAUAAAUUAUAAAUGAAAGAAGAAAUGAGCAAACAACUGCCUGUUCAGUUUAACAAAGACUGUAACUUAAAUAGAAGUGAUGAGUUUUAAUGAACUGGCAAAGAGACUGAUCAAUUGUGAAUGUGUUAAAGCUUCUUAUCAACAUUGUCGCUUUCCUGUCUUCAUUUUUGCUCAUCCUUGUUAUUCAGAUUGAUAAAUUCCAGUCCCUGUGGUGGUCUGUUGUUACCUUCCCUUGUCUUUCUCACUGUAGUUGGGAGUUGGCUGAUUAGAGUGGCUUUCAUCUGACUCUUACUCUUUAUAGUUGAAGCAGACUCUUUUGUAACUAUAGCCUGUGCAGGAGCUUUAGUCACUCAUUUACUCACAACAACACGUCCAUUUCUCCAGCUGCUCUAAUAUUUUCUGCUCACAGUCUGUCCUUCUCGAGCUUGAGUGCUUCAAUUUUGCAACCAUAUGUUAACUUCACUCACACAGGAGUGAAGAACUCCCCAUAAUAAACAUCGCAGACUUCUGCAAAUGCAUGUACUAGACAGGGAAGGGAAGAGAACCACUUCUCUCUGUUCUUAACCCCAAAAACUGAUCAAACAGGUACACAAACAGCAGCGAAGGCACAGCUCUUUGGUGGAGUCUGAACCUCCUUUUUCUGUUAUUUACCUACCAAUAUAACCGGGGCUAACUAUGUCUCGUGUAAAUGACUGAUUGUCUGACUGCUUGCAGGAACAGAGAGCUUUCCUUGUCUUCACAUGAAAAACACAACAUAGAGUUAUCUUCAGUUCAGAAUAAUUUUAUGUGAUCACUGCAAACAAAGUAUCAGAUAAACGACUCAGAGCAGGAUUUUAUCACUGUUGGUUGUCUGUUUCUUGUCUGUUAUGAACGUUUGAUGACAAGACUCUUUUAAUCUGCGUGUCUCUUGAAAAUAUCUCAACACCUUGUCAUCUGUUGAAGACAUUCACGUUUGUCAAAUCAUGAAUAACUGUCUCAGAGAAAAUUAAAAAAACACUGAACUAAUUGGCUUCAUCCCGCUUCAUACCCGAUGGCCUGUAUUUAGAGUGUAAAGUCUGCUGAGUUAAAACUGCUGUUCUGCCCGUCAUUUACCAUUUUCAUUUACCAUUUUCUUCUCUUUUGUUACAUCUGAGCCCCACGUAUUUUAUCUUUAUCUGAAGAUCUGGUAUAGCACAUGUGACCUGAGUACUGUUUCAAACUUUAGGGAACAGAAACACGUGGGCUACACAUCAGAAGUUUUUGCUCUCUGUGUUGUCCUAGAGUACUUUUUUUUACCUCCUUUGACAAAAGCAAAAAACAAAAACAAAACUUCUGUGGGAUGAAAUGAGGAUAGAUGGCAUUGUCUCCCCUCAAGGUGCGUGAAGGGCUUUUAUUUUCCCUUGCCUAACCUGUUGUGAUCGUUAACAGUGCUUGUUGCCAAGGUUACAGGACAUGCAUCAAAGGAGAGGAGAGGAAAUGCAAAAAAAUGAUGUGAAAGCAGCUCCACACGAGCAGCCUGCUCUCAAAAGUGUGCCGCAAUCAAGGCUUUUUUAGGUCCUGAUCAUGGCUUUCUGUUUUUCCAUUCACAUUCAAAUGAACUAAUCAUUUACCUGCUUCCUAUCAAAGUACCCCUCCAGCUGAAAAGAAUAACAGAGACUCGUAAAUAUCAAUCAGUGAACAUAGGCUGUCCCAGAAUUAUUUUUUUAAUGAUCAGGCUCUAAUGUUUGUUUGCUUUCAUUGAAGGCACCUACAUAUAUUAAAGAAUACACCCGCCUGUAUUACACAGGAUCAAAAACUCUUCAAUCAAAGGUGAGUGCUUUUGCCAUAAUUUGCCUUGUUAGUUUGACACAAAGAAAGGUCAUGUUAGCACAGUUAGGUAUGUAUCUAUAAAGUUGUAAUCAAGGCUCCCACUUUUUGACUGUUUGUUGCUUAAUAUUCCUACCUGCAGCGCUCGAUACAUUCCUCGAAAAUUAAGCAUUGAUUGAAUAAUUAUCAAACGAUCUUGACCUGAAAACUCCGGGCAAGGUUUCAGUAUUUAGAUUUCAAAGCUAAGUGUUUGUCAGCACAUGUAUUACUGUGCACUCACAUGAACACAUUUGUACAAUCACAUUGCCUGGAGGGUUGUUUUAGUGAAAUAUCAGGCUUAAUGACCUUGUCACAUGUUACAUCUGACCCCUUCAGGAUGACUCGACUCUCUGCUCUGGGACUAAAGACAGAGAGACCAUGCCUGCAGUAACAGCUGCCUCCCCUUCUCCUCUAAUGGGAACAAUGGGAGGUGAGGUCAGCAGCACCUGCACAGCCAAGUCCUCUGAGACCCAGAGUUAUACUGAAUCUGCCCUCAGAGAGCUGUACGAACAGGUCAACAACAUGCCUGAGUCUGCCAAAAAGAAGAAACUCAUCAGACAGGUACAGUAGGUCAGAACACCUGUUGGCGGGAGAGAGAGAGAGAGAGGGACUGCACACCGACUAUCAUAACCCUUUUCUUACUUUUUUGUAGUUUGAGAAGCAGCCUUUGCUGACACCUUCAUCUGACUCUCGGGCGCCAUUCAGCAGGAAACAUUGGCGUUCUCGCUCUUUAGGUGGAAUUAUAAAGGUUUGUCCCCAGCUGUAAAGUUUACAAUAAUUGCCUUCACCUGUCUGCCGUCAUAUGUAGUCUUUUGUGUGACUGCUGACACAGCCCGAGUGUGUUGCCUGUCCAUGCUGUGUCCAUGCAUGUUGCUAUUAGAGAUGUUUCAAAGAUACUGGGACACAUUUGAUAAAAUUCAGUAAAACAUGCUUAUUUCCUGAAUAUCUUGGUAUCUUCUAAAAUAUAAUCUAUCUGUCACUCAUGACACUUUGUGAAAAAAACAGAGGAGAGUGUUGGGAAGCCAAUCAUCAACAGAGAAAGAAAACAGCAGACAGCAGAGUCCUUCACCCAGCAGUGCAAGUGACAGCAAUAAAGGGAGAACCUCUCGGUGUGAAGCGGUGAGUAUUGCGUGGUCACAACACAAAGAAAACAGAAUUCAAUUUAGUUCCGUUCUAUAGGCUUUAGAAAACAUUUGACAUAUGUUCUGUUCCUGAACAUCUUGUAUCUUGUUCCAAAUACAAACCAGCUAUGUGGUGUGACCUUGAAACGGAUUCAUCAUUGCUCUACAAGACCACCAGAAGAUUUACUUUUUCAUGUUCUCUAAGUUUGUAACCAGAUCUUUGUAACACGAGAGAUGCCUUUAGGAUUGACUUUGCUUGAUGUUAAAGAAAGGCAUGAGAUCAGGUUAGCAGCUGCCACAUAGACUAUGGACAUCUCAGAUCACAUUCCUAUAUGUCUAUCAUUAAGAAUAUUAAGUAGAUGUAAAUAAACUCUGUGAAUUAAACUGACAUAUCUGAACACAGAUAUGGUAGAGCACUUAAAGGAAAUAGAUUAUUUUAAGCUCAACGGAAAUGUGUCAAGCUGUGCUCAGGGACACAUGCAAGACAGUUGAAGUAAUCAGAAUACUGUACGAUCAGACCAUUUACUCUAUAAGAGGUCCCAUUAUAGAAAAAAAACUGCUAUAUUGUGAAAAACAGUUUUAAAAGUCUCUCUGAAAAACGAUACACACAACCACAGGUGGAGGUUAUGAAAAGAUAUGAAAUCAUUCAGCAUACGGCCACAAAACAAGGUGUGAGGUUUGGUAAAAACAAGGGAAGUAUGUGCUGUUAUGGAGUGAAAGGAAAUAAACCACCAGACCCUGAUGAAUUUACUGCACAGCAGUACAAAAGCUUGUUCUGUCACUCGUCCCUUUGAACACUCUUCAUCUGGUCGUGUUUAAAAGAGAAAUUCUAAUCUCAUAUACAUCAACCCAUAACCAGACCAGCUGAAUUGUAGAAAAAACAAAUCUAUAAGUGUAUGAAAUGUUAAUUACAAGUUGUUUACUUCCAUCUUGGCUAAAACAAAUAAAAGAGGUCCACGCACAGAAUGUUAAUUUAGACCAGACAAAGCCGGGACAUUUUAAAGGGAACAUUACAAAUAGAGAGAUGAUUAAGAACUAAAUUCCGGCUCUGUCCGUGAGUCCAUUUUCUGAAAAGGUUUUUCAUCCUGUGAGGUUUGUAUUUUUCUGACACCUUGAAUCAAAAAGCAGCUUUAUUUGGAUUCAACUUUAAACACAGACCCAUCAUUGAACCAAUCAUAAAAGCUCACAGCAUGACCGAAGAUAAAUGAGGAAUUAUCAGAUUCAUUUAUACUCAAACGACCAACCGGACAAUCCCACAAAUUAUCUUCUGUUUGCAAUUUCUGUGCAGGGUUAGGCAAAAUGAAACAGUUACAGGGACAGAAAUGAGGAAUUGCUGAGGAUGAUUCAUGCUGCCAAAAAUGUAUAAAGCUCAAACAUUGAAUCAACUGAGAUGAACAUUCUGCCAAGGGUCUGGUGAAAAGAAGGAUCCACAGUUAAAAGAUUGAAGAAAAUUGUUUUUUUUAGAGAUUUCUGCUCAUGAACGCACAGGACAGAAUCAGAGAUUUGACAAAACUGCUUUGUCAAGAGGGGGUACCAACAUCUAUUCAAGCUGAAUCCUGACAGAAGUUUAACAGGACUCAGCCUAUUCAGAAUAACAAAACUCCUAUUUCACUACCUCCAGUGAUGUUUAUGUUUGGAGUGAGAAUUUUGACAAACUGAUCAAAAUGCAAACCACUGAACAACAAUCAAGUAGUCGCCUGACCAUGUCUUCACAUAAGUUCAUCAGUGACUUUGAAAGGACUGUCAAGUAACCUCACAUGUUUGUCUCUGUCUCCUCGCCUCUUCCAGGAUUAAACACCUUUAACAGAAUGUUCUCUUCACUGCUGAGAGAACGGAGCCUGACUGUUACUAAAGGGAGUUAUAAAUAACCCUCUCAAGCUGUUAUUACAUCUUCAUUGUCCUUCAGCGCCAUGUUUAGAUUGGUGCUCGGGAAAGAGGGUAGUCAAAGGUGGAAGAGUAAGUUAGAUGGUAAGGAAAUCAGAAAGUAUUUGCAGUCCAGUAUGUGUUUCUUAAGACUGUUCAGGUUAAAAAGGGUUUGAUGGUAAACAGUGAGGAUGUUAUGUUAUUGAUACAAGCCGAUUCAGGCUAUCACUUUUCUUAUAGUCGAAAGGAGUUUUAUCGAACUUCCAAUUGUUGUUGUUGUCUAUUUAAAAUGCUCUUAAGAUAGAUUACUUUCUCAUCGACUGAAGCUUGUUUAUUUUAUUUACAAACCUGAUAUUAUUUAUUCCUGGGUGUUUGUGAGCCCUGCAUGUGCAUUGAACUGUAUCUCUAGACUGAAAUAUUUAAAUUUAACCUAAUUUGGAAAUAGUGUUUUAGCAGACUCGCAGUGUGAUUGCUGUCCAAAACCAAGUAGAAAAGAUGUGCCUUAAAGUAAAUGUAUCUUAAGUUACUCUGAAAAUCUUAUUUUAUUUAACGCUUGUCUUUUAAAUACUGGAAAGCUCUCAAGAAUAUGCAUGAUUUUUUUUGUUUCUGCUCUAAUGUGAGAAACUUAAAGGGGAGACUGUAGGUUAGAGGUCAAAGCCUGUGUGAACAUUUUUUAUUUUAAUUCCACUUGAACCCAAAUCUUAUGUGUCAAAGCUGUGAUGCUGUAAAAUACUGCAACUUAAUUUUGUCUUGUUUAGCAUUAUUAUUAUAUUAUAUUUCCUCUCAGGCCAGUUUUGAUUUUUAUUCAACUUUUAUGCAUUUUUUAAAGCUUUAAUAUACAUUUCUAUCUUUAUAGUGUGUCAGGUUUUUGAGCAUUAAUUUUCACAAUUUUUAAAACAUUUUUACUCAGUUUUUGUUUUCAUUUCUGAUGAAGAAGGAUCGUUUGAUUGCCUUCUACUGUGGUUAUAAUCCAGUGUUUUCUGGGAGUGUUUGAGCCACUUUAAAAACUCUUUGUUGUCCUGAUCCUUCUGUAGAGGUUUCAUCUUUAAUGGUGACUCUGCUGAGCUGUGAUGAAUUAUCUAGAACCCAAUGGCGGAGGUUGUCAACUGUAUUGGCAGUGUGGACUGAUGGUAUUGGCAAUACUGUGAAACUAUGCAACCCACUGUAAUUAAAAGACAACAAGCAAAG
Messenger RNA from Xyrichtys novacula (pearly razorfish), 10462 nucleotides. The record is from the annotation of a GenBank genome assembly. Lineage: Eukaryota; Metazoa; Chordata; Actinopteri; Labriformes; Labridae.